GCAGUCUUGAUCCGUCCACGUUCGUCACCGUGUGCGCGCGCCUCGGACAGAAUUUCGGGCCCGUCUUCUUCGUCGUUGACUUGUUUGUUGUUAUUUUGUUUGAAAUUGUUUGAAACAAUAGGUGCUUUAAGUGGCUUGUUGUUUAGUGUUAAGGCCACUUGUAUUAUCAAACAAAACACGCUUAAGCAGCAGAACUUGUAUACGACCUACUGUGCCCAUCGAAGUAACCAUGUGCGUUAGAUAAGCGGAACCUCUAGUCAUAGGAAUACUUAAGCACACUUAAAGUGUUAUUAGUGCUAAAUCGGAGCUCAGUGAACCUUGCGAGGAACGAAGCGUAACCUCUAAACUGUGAUAACUUGCUUGUGCUAUAAAAAGAACCCGCCACAAAAAAAGCAAAAUGUCCCGCGUUGUCCCAGUUCGGCGGGCAUUCUCUUGCACCGCCCUGGUGCUGGGAACACUGCUGCACGUGCUGCACGGUGCCGUGGUUAUCGAGAAAUACCCCCACAUCGUCGAUAACCGGCUCGACGCGACGGGGAAUCUGCUACCGAGCUGUCCAAGCGAAAUUUACUGCCAGGGACAGCUGCUGCACACGGUGCAGAUGAAGGAGAUCUACACGGACUCGAAGACGUUCGUUGACAUGAAGAUGAAGGGCAAGCCGAAGGAAACGCUGGAAGCGUUCAACGCGUUCAUGGCCGAGAAGAACAACGACCCCAGCCGGGAGGAGUUGAAGGCGUGGGUCGAGUCCAACUUUGAGAAGCCGGGCGCCGAGUUCGAGGAAUGGAUUCCGGACGACUGGGUGGCCAGUCCGGCCUUCCUGAAGCGCAUCAAGGACGCCGACCUGCGCGAGUUUGCCAGCAAGCUGAACCAGAUCUGGCACGAACUGGGCCGCAAGAUGAUUGCCGACGUGGCGAUCAACUCCGACCAGUACUCGAUCAUCCCCGUCGAUCAUCCGGUGAUCGUGCCCGGUGGACGGUUCCGGGAGUUUUACUACUGGGACUCGUACUGGAUCGUUAAGGGACUGCUGCUUUCGGAGAUGAAGAAGACCACCCGCGGCAUGCUGGAGAACUUCCUGUCCAUCGUCCAGCGGUACGGUUUCAUCCCGAACGGAGGUCGUAUCUACUACAGCAUGCGCUCGCAGCCCCCACUCCUUUGCGCUAUGGUCAAAGCGUAUGUGGAUGCCACCAACGACACCCAGUUCGCCCAGGAUUCCGUAGACACGCUCGAGCGUGAGUUCCAGUUCUUCAUGAACAACUACCUUGUCGAAGUGAACGGUCAUCACCUGGCCGCGUACGGGUACAAGUCGAGCGGACCCCGGCCCGAAUCGUACCGCGAGGACAUCCUGACCGCCGAGGUCUUCGAGAAGGAAGAGGACAAGCAAGCGUUCUACCUGGAGCUGAAGGCGGCCGCAGAGAGUGGCAUGGACUUUAGCAGUCGCUGGUUCAUCAAGGACGGCACGAACGCUGGCAACCUCACCGACCUCAAGUGUCGAUCGAUCAUCGCCGUCGAGCUGAACGCCAUCCUGUACUGGAACGCGGCCAUAAUCUCGGAGUUUUACAAGCUCAAGAACGACCUCCGCAAGGCACAACAGUACGAAGCGAAAGCGGAUGAAAUCAAGAAAGCCAUCGAUGCCGUCCUGUGGAGCGAAGCCGAGGGGGCCUGGCUCGAUUACGACCUCAUCAACAAGAAGCACCGCAACUACUUUGUCCCAACGAAUCUGUCCCCUCUGUGGACCGGAAGUUACGACAAGCAGGACACAACCCUUCCGAAGAAGAUCAUAAAGUACAUCGAGAAGAACGAGCUGGACAAGUACCCGGGAGGAGUCCCAAAUACCAUUGCCAACACUCACGAGCAGUGGGACUUCCCGAACGUGUCCCCGAUGCAGCACAUGUUGGUCAUGGGACUGGAUGGGUUGAACAGUCAGGAGGCGAAGGAUCUGGCGUACAAGUGGGCCCAGCGGUGGGUGCGCACCAACUAUAUCGCGUACAACGAAACUUCCAACAUGUAUGAGAAGUACGACGCCCAAUCGCUCGGCGGCCACGGUGGUGGCGGCGAGUACGAGGUCCAGAAGGGUUUUGGCUGGUCCAACGGUGCCGUGAUGGAUCUAAUGGACAAGUACGGCGACCGGCUCACAACAGAUGACAGCAAAAGCAAUGCUGGCGCCCUGGUCUCCUACUCGAUAAACACCGGUAUCUUAGCAACCAUCGUAGCCUUCUUCGUUGGCAUCUUUGGGUGAGAAACGACUGAUCCAUCCAAGCUUUGGACUAGAGUGUGUUUGUUAGGCGUGCUGGCUAAAGCAAUGAUGACGUGAAAGCCGCCUAUUUCCUACUAAAACAGCGUGAUACUACUACCUACAAACCGUUUUUGCAUGAUAUUUUCCACAUUCCUACUAUAGUAUUGACUACACGAGUACUCGUUUGAUCCUCCCCUCAUCUAUGUUGAUCAUAGUGAUGCAUGUAGGACGUGUGUGUUGCUAAGCAAUUUGUAAAAAUAAUUAAACAUAUUUUUUAUUAAGAUUUUACUUAUUGCUAACUGAAUGUAGUCGUGUAGAAUAGAUUAGGUAUUUUAAGAGAAAUAAUUUCUUUGCUUCUAUUUAUUUCCGUACAGCAUUUUCCGUCGAUUUUUCGGUCGAUGAUAGUGACCGUGGGAUUGAAAUCCUCGCAAAAA
Messenger RNA from Culex quinquefasciatus (southern house mosquito), 2664 nucleotides. Its product is annotated as trehalase. Gene Ontology annotation, biological process: trehalose catabolic process. NCBI's taxonomy places the organism in Eukaryota, Metazoa, Arthropoda, Insecta, Diptera, Culicidae. The record is from RefSeq and is a predicted model, not a curated record. Gene Ontology annotation, molecular function: alpha,alpha-trehalase activity.